This is a messenger RNA of Tauraco erythrolophus (red-crested turaco), 1133 nucleotides long. NCBI's taxonomy places the organism in Eukaryota, Metazoa, Chordata, Aves, Musophagiformes, Musophagidae. The record is from RefSeq and is a predicted model, not a curated record.
GUCUUUCGGUCGCCCCGGCGCACGGCAGCCUCGCGGGCAUUUAUAACGGGGAGGAGUUCGUGUUCGAGGAGAGCAGCUGGUACAUCGUGAACCUCCUCAAGCUCCUCUGGCACUACGGGCUCAACCCCCUGCGAAUGUACAUGUGGGUCGAGGACAUCCUGGACAAGUUCAUGCGGAUCUACCGCUACCAGACGCACGACUACGCCUUCAGCAGUAAUGAGCGCCUGCUUCACGCCCUCGGAGAUAAGUUCAUCAAUGAGGUGGUUUGUCCGGCCAUGAGGGUCAAUUAUGGGCAAGGUGUGAACAUUAACGGAUUCGUAGGUGCCGUUUCUCUGGCCGGGGUGGAAUCGGGCCUUUGGUCAGUAAAAGGAGGGAACAAACUGGUCUGCACUGGCCUUAUUUACGCCUCCAAAGCUGACGUUAUCCCUGGUACGGUUUUGUCUAUAGAGCAAAAAAUCAGACCCAGACGCACAGGGGACCCAGUGAAACUCUACCAGGUGACUUACAACACUACGUCGGGAGUAACGGGGGAUACGUAUGACAUCGUUGUCAUCGCUGCUCCGCUGAGUCGCAAAAUGGCCAGCAUCACCUUCAAGAACUUUGACCCUCCUGUCCCAGAGUUCCCGAAUCUUUAUCACCAGACUGUCACGACCUUAGUGCACGGACGAUUAAACACUUCUUUCUUUGGUUACCAGGACCCAUCUGCCUUUCAUUUCGGUGCCAUCUUGACUACGGAGAAUCCCAAACUCUUCAUCAAUAGCUUGGGAGUGGUGUCUCCUGUGGAAGACAAAGGUGGUGAAGGGAAGCUGCCCUUGCAAUCAGCCGUCUGGAAGGUGUUUUCAGAGGAGGUGCUCACCAAAGAGCAGCUUAACUUGCUUUUCUCCUCCUAUGACUCUGUCAAAGUGAAGAAGUGGUUGGCGUACCCCCACUACAGCCCCCCAGAAAAAUGCCCUCCCAUCAUCCUCCAUGACAAAAUCUACUACCUGAACGGGAUCGAGCGGGCGGCGAGCGCCAUGGAGAUGAGCGUCAUCGCAGCCAAAAACGCCGCCCUCCUCGCUUACCACCAGUGGUACGGGAACACGGACAAGAUCGACCAGGAGGAUUUGCAUGAGAAGCUGAAAACGGAGCUCUGA